This is a messenger RNA of Ceutorhynchus assimilis (cabbage seed weevil), 752 nucleotides long. Lineage: Eukaryota; Metazoa; Arthropoda; Insecta; Coleoptera; Curculionidae. The record is from the annotation of a GenBank genome assembly.
CUGUAAUGCAAUUUUGAUAACAAUAUGUACUAAUAUAAAUACCUCAAUAUAGUUACCUGAAAAUCAUUCACAAAAAUGUCUUUACCAAUAAUGAUAAUAAUUCUAAGUUUUACUCUACAAGUUUUAGGGCAUGGCUACAUGUACAAUCCAAUAAAUAGAGCCUCAAGAUGGAGACUCAACCCUUCAGAUUGGACAGUGGGACACGAUUAUGACGACAACCAGUUUUUUUGUGGGGGAUUUUCAGUUCAAUACGAAAUUAACAAAGGAAAAUGUGGCCCUUGCGGUGACGAUUGGCGAGAUCCCAGCCCAAGAAGCAACGAAAAUGGUGGAACUUAUGGAAAUGGAAUAAUUGUAGCCUCAUAUUAUUCAGGCAACAUUAUUAAAAUCGACAUUAGAAUAACAGCCAAUCAUUUAGGAAAAAUCUCUUACCAACUAUGCAAAUUGUCCAAUCCAAACCUGCCAGAACAAGAAAAUUGCUUCAAAAACUUGCAACUAGCUGAUGGUUCUUAUUAUCAAAACAUUGGCCCACUGGAUUUUAAUGUUACAAGUUUUGUCCAGUUGCCCAGCAAGUUUAUUUGUGAAAGAUGUGUGCUUAGGUGGAAUUAUUCUGCUGGGAAUAAUUGGGGCAAGUGCGCAAAUGGUACUUCAGCAGUUGGUUGUGGACCUCAGGAAACUUUCAGGUCAUGUGCAGAUGUCAGGAUUUUGCCGAAUUUCUGGAUGAAUUAUUUGUUCAAUAGAUUAUGAUUAUUGAA